Salarias fasciatus (jewelled blenny) is the source of this 5796-nucleotide messenger RNA. RefSeq names its product signal peptide, CUB domain, EGF-like 3 (gene scube3). Bases 283 to 3339 code for a protein of 1018 amino acids. The record is from RefSeq and is a predicted model, not a curated record. The transcript is spliced from 23 exons. Gene Ontology annotation, biological process: signal transduction. Gene Ontology annotation, molecular function: calcium ion binding. NCBI's taxonomy places the organism in Eukaryota, Metazoa, Chordata, Actinopteri, Blenniiformes, Blenniidae. Gene Ontology annotation, cellular component: cell surface.
CUCUCUCCGUUUCUUAAAUUGACAUUGGGUCUGGCUCGAAACAUGAUAACAGAAAAGCCUUCCUCCGCUCCGUGCCGCCGGGCUGUCCUCAACCCCGAUCACUUGAAACUCACAUAAGCAGCCGUGAAGAGGAGAAGGGAUCCUGUCAGCGGGGAAUAACGAGAGACCUUUACACAUACAUACACACACACACACACACACCACACACACACCCUUAUAUGUGCUCCUGCGCAUCGUAGAUCUCAGAAAGUGCUCUCGUGUUGAACCCCAGUGAAAGUUAACAUGUAUGUGCAGGCUUUGAUACGCGCCAGCCUGGGAUUUGUAGGUUUCUGCUUGGUCGCCUUUGUCCAACAGUCAGCUUCAGGAAGUAAAACCACUCAAGAUGUGGACGAGUGUGCAGAGGCGCUCGACAACUGCAGCAUCGAUGCCAUCUGCCAGAACACCCUGAAGUCAUACAAAUGUAUCUGCAAGUCGGGCUAUAAGGGAGAUGGCAAACAUUGUGAAGAUGUUGACGAGUGUGCAACAGAAUACAACGGUGGCUGUGUCCACGAGUGCAUCAACAUCCCGGGAAAUUACAGGUGCACUUGCUAUGAUGGCUUCCGCUUGGCACACGAUGGCCACAAUUGUCUCGACGUGGAUGAGUGCUCAGAAGGCAACGGUGGAUGCCAACAGAUUUGUGUCAACAUGAUGGGCAGCUACGAGUGCCGCUGCAGAGAAGGAUUCCUCCUGAGUGACAACCAGCAUACCUGCAUCCAGAGGCCUAAAGUACAAUCAGAAGGAACAAAGGAGGGACCCACCUGCAUGGACAAGAAUCACGGCUGCGCUCACAUCUGCAGGGAGACGCAGAAAGGUGGCAUCUCCUGCGAGUGCCGACCUGGAUUCCAGCUCACGCGCAACAUGAAGGACUGCAAAUUGACGUGUAACUACGGUAACGGGGGCUGCCAGCACAUCUGUGAGGAGACGGACCACGGCCCCAAGUGUUCCUGCCACAUGAAGUUCGUCCUGCACAGCGAUGGAAAGACUUGUGUAGGAGAGAGGAGUGUCCAGUCCCAGGCAGCCCCACAGCUGUUCCCUAAUGAGACCUGUGCAGUGAACAAUGGCGGCUGUGAUAGCACGUGUCACGACUCGGUGACGGGAGUCCGAUGCAGCUGUCCCGUUGGCUUCACUCUGCAGCCGGACCGCAAGACCUGCAAAGACAUUGACGAGUGCCGUCUGAACAACGGGGGGUGUGAUCAUGUGUGUCGAAACACAGUGGGGAGCUUCGAGUGCAGCUGCAAGAAGGGCUACAAGCUGCUAACCAACGAGCGAACCUGCCAAGAUAUCGACGAGUGCUCUUUCGACCGCGCCUGUGACCACUUCUGUGUCAACUCUGCCGGCAGUUUCCAGUGUCUUUGUCAUAAAGGCUACGUCCUCUACGGGCUGGCGCACUGCGGAGAUAUCGAUGAGUGCAGUAUAAACCGAGGAGGCUGUAAAUAUGGCUGCAUCAACACGCUGGGGAGCUAUGAGUGUACCUGUCCACCUGGGUACAAGUUGCACUGGAACAGGAAAGACUGUGUUGAGCUGGUGAAAUGUCCUCCUGGACUUGUAGCGCCGAAGGCAACUCUCACUUGCAGCAAGACGGGCAAGAAAGAGAGCUGCUCUCUUACCUGUGCCUCCAAAGCUCACUAUUUGGCAGAGUCUGAUAACAGCUACUCGGUGAGUUGUGGCAUCCCCAUCCUCAGAGGGAAGUCCCCGGCCAGACUCAACACCAGCAGCAGUCAGAGCUGCAUAGAGACUCUGGCCCCUCCAGUGAAGCAGACGGCUUCUUUCAAGAUCAAAAACGCAAAAUGUCACCUGCAUCCCAAGCUGACGGGAAGGACGGAGGACAGGGGCCGGACGCUGGGACCAGGUCGGUCAGGAGGAGGGCAGCCUUGCAGCAACUGCUUGGUGACCUUUGUUAACCUAAAAUGCGACUCCUCCAAGAAAUCCAAAGGGCGACGCGCUCGAAACCCCUCUAACAAAGAGGUGACACGCAUCACUCUGGAGCUGGAGGCAGAGGUCAAACCUGGAGACACUACAGGGAGCUGCAACCUCAGCUGCUUGAGACAGCGCAUGGAGAAGCAGGUGAAGACGUACAUCAAGGCCCUGAAGAAGUCCAUAAACCAGGAGCGCUUCCUGAUCCGAGUGGCCGGGUUGGAGUAUGAGGUGGCCCAAAAACUCCCCCAGGCCAGUCCCGUUCCGGAGAACUGUGGCCCGGGCUGGGAGAGGGACAGCGGGCGAUGUGUCAGAUGUUUGUCCGGGUCUUACUACCACGGCGAGCAGGAGCGCUGCGUCCAGUGUCCACCCGGCACUUUCCAGGAGAAGGAGGGGCAGCUGGCCUGCGACCUCUGCCCUGGCAGUGACGGCCAUGGGCCUGUGGGGGCACGAAACAUUUCCUCCUGCGCAGGCCAGUGCUCUACAGGCUACUUCUCCAGUGACGGCUUCAAACCCUGUCAGCCGUGCCCUCAGGGAACCUAUCAGCCCGACCUGGGGAGGACCCUCUGCUUCCCCUGUGGAGGCGGGCUGAGCACCAAGCGGGAGGGCGCCAGCUCCUUCCACGACUGCGAAGUCAAAGUUCAGUGUUCCCCUGGUCAUUACUACAACACCACAGUGCACCGGUGCAUCCGCUGCCCUGUGGGGACCUAUCAGACAGAGUUCAGACAGAACUACUGCAUUUCCUGUCCGGGAAAUACCACCACUGAUUUUGACGGUGCCACCAGUGUCUCACAGUGCAAGAACAGGCAAUGUGGUGGUGAGAUGGGUGAGUUCAUGGGUUACAUUGAGUCACCUAACUAUCCUGGUAAUUACCCUGCUAAUGUGGAGUGUAUUUGGAACAUCAACCCACCCAGCAAGCGCAAGAUCCUCAUCGUAGUGCCGGAGAUAUUCCUGCCCUCUGAGGAUGAGUGCGGAGACGUGCUGGUGAUGAGGAAGAACUGGUCAGCUACUUCCAUCACCACCUACGAGACCUGUCAGACCUACGAGCGGCCCAUCGCCUUCACAGCUCGCUCCAGACGUCUCUGGAUCAACUUCAAGUCCAACGAGGCCAACAGCGCCAGAGGCUUCCAGAUCCCCUACGUCACUUACGACGAGGACUAUGAACAGCUCGUGGAGGACAUCGUGCGAGACGGACGGCUCUACGCCUCAGAAAACCAUCAAGAAAUCCUCAAGGAUAAAAAACUGAUUAAGACUCUUUUUGAUGUGCUGGCUCACCCGAACAACUACUUUAAGUACACCACUCGGGAGUCCAACGAGAUGCUUCCCCGCUCCUUCAUACGUCUCAUAAGCAGCAAAGUCUCAGCUUUUCUGCGACCUUACAAGUAAAAGUCACUCGACCGGCGGCGCAUCGGACCAAGACCCCCCCGACAUCCCCCCCGACAUCCCCCCUACAGGCCACACCCCGUAACUCUCGCAGGACUACAAACACAAACAUACCAGUAUGUUUGCCUUCUCGUUUUCCGCAGGAUUCAACAAUAAACACUAUGCAGACCUGAGAAAUAUUGAACAUCAUCUGUGUUUUAGGUUUUAUUUUUUCUGUCAGUUUCUGUUCAGCGCAGGUCUGCAGUGCCGAGCUCAAACAUUUAGUGGGGAUGUGGAGUUUGUGAGAGGGUUGGGUUUCUAUUGCGUUGUGCAAUGAAACCACAAAAAAACAAAAAGAGGGAAACAAAAAAAAAAGAAAAACAAUAUAAACGCCCAUUUCAGACAGUAGGAGUGAUGUUUUGUGUGUUUGGUUCGAGCGUGAUAGAACUUGUUGUUGUCGUAUUUACUUAAAUAAGCGGUCCGAGUUCCGGCUCCAACUCCUACCAUUAAGUAUGACUGUAAGUGUUGUGCAAGUGUUGUGUAACUCUGCUUCCAUCUUCUCUCUGUGUGUGCGUGUGUCUCUUUGUGUGUGUGUGUGUGUGUGGGAGAGUUUUUGUGUGUGUCUCGUCCUCGAGGAGGAGCAGUUGUAAAAUUCUCGCCGCCGCUGCGUUCCAGGUCCUUCAGAGCCUGCUUAUAUCUGAGCUCUUAGAGCCGUUUGCAAAGGUUUUUACUGUUAAAACAGUUUGUCUGUUUCGCUCUGUUUAGAUUGUACCAGCAUUUUUCGGUUGUUGUUUUUUGUUUUUUUUUUAAUUUUUUACAACCUUCAAAUAACUUUUCUGUCGCUCUUUUUAAGCCAACUUAAAGCAAAUACAUAGAGAAGAAAAAAAAAAGGUGGUUUUUCAUUCUUGGAACUCAGUGGACAUUUGGAAGAUGAAUAACAAACUAAUAAUUGUAAGAGCCACAGAAAAGAGAUAAUGUGAUGUCUAGUGGAGCAUGUCUCAGAGAGAGAGAGAGAGAGAGAGAAAUGUCUGAGGGACAUUUGUUUGCUGCUUCUUAUAAAAAAAAAAAGGUCACUUUAAUCCUUCGAUCUCAUUGUCUUUCUGAUGUAUUCUACACACUAAUAAUCUUUAAGUUUAAAACAAAGGGAAACUCCGAACCUGAAAUACUUUAGUUCUUACACCCAGUAUGUUGAUUAUCUCACAUUGCCUGUCUGUGGACUACCAGUUUUAUUGUGUUUUUAUUUCAGUCUUGUAAAUAUUGAAAAAAGAGAGAGGAAAAAAAAACUUAGACGAGGGUUGAUUUCAUUAAUCCUAAUUUUUGUUGCGCAGGACCUCCAGAAUCAUUUUUUGCCCCAACUACUUGUCCAAAGACCCCCUCCCCGGCCCCCCGGCCCCCCCCCCCCCCCUCCACCACAGUCACAUUUCGCUCUGUCCUAAUGAAGACAGCUCUUCCAAAGAUUGCCCAAACCGGGCGGGUCAAGUUUUUUUGUGCACUAGAGUUGUGGUGCGUUCAUGGGUAACUGGGAAAAGGGAAAAGUUCCAACUUCUGAAGGGAAAAAUCCAGUUAAAUGCUGUUGAAAUGUAAAUUUCCCAAUUGGAAAGUGACGUGCGAAUUCCCUGAUUGCCAACGUUCCAUCAACAUGAACGCACCAUUCAUCCUUCUCAAUUUGUAUGAAGCGCAAAGGAUGAAAAUGACCCACAUUCAUUUUGGGACGCUCAACAAUACUUUUGAGUGUAUAUUGAGACUCAUUAUACUAAAUAUUUACCAAUACAGGAGGACGAUUCUUCAGUGUGUUUCCUCCCAAAGAAAAAAUUAGACAUGUUGAAAUGUAAGUAAACAGUAGUUGAUGCAUCGACAGAAAGAAAAUCUUAGUGACCAAAACAGGGUAAAAUAAUUUAAAGUUUUUUGAAAGACAUUUUCCUGUCAUGUCAGAAUUGGCCAAAAGAAGAAAAAGCUUGUCAGUUUGGGAAAUGUGCUUAUCUGUAUCAUAAAUGGAGACUUGGGAAGUGUUCACGCUGGUGCAGUUACCUUUUAGGACAGUUACACUCGCAGAAGACAAAACACAUGGAGGGUAGACGUGACAGAACAUCCACAUCAAUGCUGCGUGAGUAAAACCCAACAUUACAUGUUAGAUUCUUGUGGUGGGAUUUUUUUUGUAACCGAGAACUUAAGUUUAUAAAACUUGUCUCUGUAGCAAUAGGACUUCCUCUAUCGUCGAUCACAAUCUACUGCGAAGUGCCAAAAUUUGUGUGGCACAGCCACACCUUGUGGUUUAUCCCCUUCAACUCUAUAGGGCUCUCAUUCCUAUCCAGUGGCAUCGUUUAUAAGAUUCAACUCUGAUGAACUACAACUUGUCAAUCUGUCAAGAAAUCCCGAUCUCCACACAUUCAAGCAUUCUGACAUUUGAAAUUUUCUAAAAUUUUGGAAGCCCUACAGUAAAAAAAAAAGAGCACAAAAAAAAAGUCCAGACCAUUUUGAAAA